Oncorhynchus kisutch (coho salmon) is the source of this 2813-nucleotide messenger RNA. It is a transcript of the gene aldh3a2b, whose product is annotated as aldehyde dehydrogenase 3 family, member A2b. Gene Ontology annotation, cellular component: cytoplasm. Gene Ontology annotation, biological process: aldehyde metabolic process. The record is from RefSeq and is a predicted model, not a curated record. Gene Ontology annotation, molecular function: aldehyde dehydrogenase (NAD+) activity; 3-chloroallyl aldehyde dehydrogenase activity. The transcript has 11 exons. Lineage: Eukaryota; Metazoa; Chordata; Actinopteri; Salmoniformes; Salmonidae. The coding region runs from base 279 to 1748 and encodes 489 amino acids.
CGGAGAUCCAGCCUUAGCAGCGGUGGAAAAAGGGAUGUUUAUGAUUUUCAGGGAUUCAGUCAUUUCAACCUAACUUCGCUUUUCACUGUAAAACAGAAGUAGGUACUCCGCUCACGCGUCUUUCUUUGGGUGCCACAUUAAGUGAAUGGAGAUCCGUAUUUCAUGUUUACUCUAUAGUGGUUCGGACUGAGUUUGCGGAUCAUUUCUAACGUCGUUGAUUCGGCAUUUAGCAAUUUUGCGAAUAAUCUGAGUGAGAUUUGGAAUAACAGCCCGUCAGAAUGUCCCGUGAGCAGAAGGCGGUGGAGUGCGCGAGGAAAGCGUUCCUCACUGGGAGGUCGAAGCCCUUAGAACACCGGAUCCGCCAGCUGAAGAACCUCCAGAGAUUCCUCUUGGAGAGAGAGAAGGAGAUAGCUGAGGCGAUCAAGAAAGACCUGAACAAGAGUGAGGCAGGCACCCAGCUGUAUGAGACACUGGGCCUGGAAGGGGAGAUUGUCCUUGCAGUGAAGAAGCUGGCAGAGUGGGUUGCCCCCCGGCCUGUUGAGAAGAACCUCCUGACCAUCUCAGACACUGUUUACAUCCAGCCUGAACCGCUGGGAGUGGUGCUCAUCAUAGGAGCAUGGAACUACCCCUGGGCCGUCACCAUACAGCCACUUAUAGGGGCUAUCGCUGCAGGCAACGCUGCUGUGGUGAAGCCGUCUGAGGUGUGUGUCCACACCGCCAAGGUUAUGGAGGACCUGCUGCCCGCCUACAUAGACAAGGAGUUGUACCCAGUGGUGACAGGGGGUGUAUCAGAGACCCAGGAGUUGCUGCGUCAGCGGUUCGACCAUGUGUUCUACACAGGGAACAGCAUGGUGGGGAAACUGGUGAUGGAGGCAGCAGCCAAACACCUCACCCCCAUUACCUUGGAGCUGGGGGGCAAGAGCCCCUGUUACAUCGACAAGAACUGUGACAUCCCCAUCGCCUGCCGUCGUGUGACAUGGGGGAAGUAUUCUAACUGUGGGCAGACGUGUAUCGCUCCAGACUACAUCCUGUGUGAGCCCAGCAUCCAGGACCGCGUGCUGGAGGAGAUCAAGAAGUCCAUCAAAGCCUUCUACACAGAGGACCCCAAGACCUGCCCCGACUACGGACGCAUCAUCAACCAGCGCCACUUCAAACGCAUCAUGGCCAUGACAGAGGACAGCACCAUCGCUAUAGGAGGGGAUAGUGAUGAGUCAACGUGCUACAUAGCUCCUACAGUACUGAAGGACGUGCAGGUGAACUCCAAGGUGAUGCAGGAGGAGAUUUUUGGUCCCCUGCUCCCCAUCCUGACGGUCAGUGGAGUGGACGAGGCCAUCAACUUCAUCAACAAGGGAGAGAAACCCCUCGCCCUCUAUAUCUUCUCACCUGAUGACAAGGUGAUAAAGAAAGUGAUAGCAGAGACCUCCAGUGGAGGAGUGUUGGCUAAUGACUGUCUUGUGCACUACUCUGUCAGUGCACUGCCCUUUGGUGGAGUGGGUAACAGUGGAAUGGGCAGCUACCACGGAAAGUUCAGCUUUGACAACCUGAGCCACCUGAGGGGCUGUCUUAUCAAGCAGCUGAAGAUGGAGGGGGUUAACGACAUGCGCUACCCUCCCCAUACUGCCAAGAAACUGUUCUGGGCACGCUUCUUCAUCCUCAAAAAUCCAGACCUGGGGUGGUUAGGACGCAUGACGCUGCUCGCUAUCAUCGCUGUGGUGGCUGCUGUGGUGCUACAGAGAUAUCUUCAGUGAGAUCAAACAAGUCUACGCGUACUUCUGGCCUGAUGUUACUCUGGUGACCCGCUGGACCCUGGAACAGAGUUGGGUCUAAAAGUGCUAAAUGAACUUUGACGCGGUUAAGAUUCUGUCUGCUUCAAGAUAAUACUCAUCCGUAACCAUAGUAAUGUCAGGUUCAACCUUUAACCCCUCCCCAAUAACCCCUAUCAGAAUUAUUAUGCAAUUCUGCAUGAAACCGUUUCAGAAGGAUUAGCUUGCUAAUGCUUACUAACAUUAGCUAGCCGCAACAGAUUUUAUGAAUGUGAUUUUUUUAUCUGAUUUAUGGCACUUUAAUCAGUGUAAUAUUAUGUGAAUUUGUUAGUUAAACCUGUCCGCUUUUUAUUUUAAGCCUUAAAACGUUGAAAUGUUUGCUGCUUAUUAACUUUUUGGAAAAUGUAUCAAAAUAAACAAUGCAUACCUCUUAUAAAAGGUUAUAACUGGUCAUAUCGCUGCGCUAUGAAGAAGCAUAGCUGACCUAUAUGCAAGGUUCUCUAAGGAUUGCAUAAAUUCCUUUCAUAUGAAUGAAUAAUCAUGAAGUAUUGUGUGUUAAUAUUGUACUAUUAUUACACAUGCUUGUAUGUUUCAGUCAGCCUCAGAGAAGCACAACUCUAGUUCUGUUAUCAUUUCAGUUUUUAAUUUCAACUGUUAGAAAGAGAUUGCAAUGGAGAUGUAUUUUAUUUGAAGUAGAACUUUAACAUUCCCUGUCAGUGAUUUACCAUGCUUUUCCAGGGCAAUUGUUCUGAUUGUUGCAUUGUAUUUUUUAUGUUUCACAUUCACACUAUGUGCCUGAAACAAAACCAAAUAACCAAUCAAGUACCUUUCGAGAAUUACACCUUCCAUUUCACCACAGAGUUCUUAAAAUAUUUGCCUGAAGAACUUGUAUUCAAUAGCUCAGGGUGUAACAAAGUAUGACAACUACUAUGCCUGAGCAACAAUGAAGGAUUAACAGCGUAUAAUGUCAAUGUUUUGGUAUUACCGUCAGAGCAUUCCCAUGGCAUUGAUUGUAAUUAAUUUGUAAUAAAUCCGUUUUUAUGUCCUUCA